ACACUUUUCUCACGAUGGAGGACAUACGGUAUGUAAAGAAAAUGAAGGUCAAAACUGCAUUUUCUGUGUAUUUCUUUAUUCAAAUUGUUGUGAAAGAGGAGCAGAGGGAAUAUUAUGUUUUGAAACCCCCCAAAACACCAUAAUCAUAAUUAAAAGAACACCAGGAAGAUGAUCUGAGCAGUACUGUCUAAUAGAAACCAAUCUAUUGUUUUCUUGCUAAUUUAUUUCUUUGACCUCAUGAAACACAUUUAAAAUGUUGGAACAGAAAAAAAGUGAAUUUGGUCAACAACAUAUAUACUACAGUCAUCAUUAAAAUGUAAUGUCAUCAUCAAUGCCCUUUUCUCUUUCAAACAUCACUGUCAGUCGGGGUCUGGAAAUAUGAUAAAAAGCUCUGUAAAAUACAUCACAUUCCUUUAAUUAGUUAGUUAUAAAAUCUAACAUUUGUGCUGUCUAAUUUAUUGUUUUUGCUCAUUUCUGGAAAGUUUCUCCAACUCUUAUUUUGAAGAUGCGCUUUACCGCUUCCGGUUUCUCCUGGAUUGUCCUGUAACUUUGAUGGAAGCCUGGAAACCCCACCCUGAAAAUGUGUGGCGUUAUGUCCGGACAUCUCUCGGUCUCAAGGCGCCAGAUCAGGCGCUGCUCUUUGUUGCCAGGAGGACCUGAGGAAAGACCAAACCAACGGGACGGCGAUGAGCAGAAGUGACAAGAAAGGAGUGAGGGUGACGGGGAGGUGUGGGCCUUCAGUGGACUGGAGCCACACAGGAGGUCCAUCCAUCGUCCAUGCUCCCAUCUGCUCCCAGAUCCCUCCACACCCUCCCACAGUCGUCGCCAUUGGACCUCAAAGAUCUCCAGAACAAGUCGACCCAAAGCUGGAUGGAGAGGACUGGACGAGGGACGCGCCGACUCAGACCAGGACGCCGUUUGGUGAAGCGGGUCUUCCUCAGCAGACCGUAGAGGAGCUGAAGUCCGUCUUGAGGGUCGGCAUCAGGGGAGGAGACGACGGGAAACCAGGAGGUCCCUACAAGUACUGGAGCAGCGCUGGUGGAGGUCCGGGUGGUGGUCAGGACGAUGGAAGCUCUCACAGAGCUUUCAGUACCUUCAAACCUCAAAGUGAUGCUUCCAGAAGAGGGGCCAGGUCCAGAGGCAGCACAUCUAUUCAGCUGCCUUCCACCGUGGAUUCAUCCAGCUCGUUCAGGUCCAGCGCCGACACAAAUAGGCAGCCGGGAGGCCGGACCCUCGCACAUUCAAGCAGCAGCUCCUGGGGAGGAGACACUGAAGGUUCUCACUCAGAAAACGACAUCAAGAGCGUGGAGUUCACUGGAAACCAGUGGUUCAUGGCGUCCAUGGAGCAGAUCAAGCAGCAGAUCGCGCGAGAAAACAUCACCUUCGUUCGCUUCGAGGCCACGGACCUCCACGGCGUGUCCAGGUCCAAGACGGUGCCUGUCCGCUACUUCCACGAGAAAGCGGUUUAUGGCGUCCCCAUGCCGAGGAGCUACCUGGAGCUGACGCUGAGCCCCAAAAGCAAUGAGGUGGACCAUGCUAGCACCGCCAACUUCAGCAGUGACGUCCUCCUGAUUCCUGACCUGUCCACCUUCAAGCUCCUGCCCUGGGCCGAGCAGACCGCGCGGGUCAUCUGCGACCCGUGCACCGUGACGGGAAAUCCCCUGCGGACUUCUCCUCGCCUUAUCGCCAAGCAGCUCCUCGGCCAGCUCCAGAGCCUGGGAUUCUCGCUGCACUCGUCCUUCACGUAUGAAUGCUGCGUCCUGGGAGCGCCGGAGCGGCUCGGACCCAAGACGCUCCUCUUCCCCGCCACCACCCUGCUCAGCAACCACGACCUGCCCUUCUUCCAGCAGCUGGUGGACAGCAUGUACUGCAUGGGUGCCGACAUUGACAGCAUCGCGUCCGCCAGCGGCCCCGGCCAGAUGGAGAUCAACCUGCGGCCGGAGUUCGGGAUUUCUGCCGCCGACAGCGCCUUCACCUUCCGCACGGGCAUCAAGGAAAUGGCUCGCAAACACAGCUACAUAGCCAGCUUCUUCACCGACGACGGCCUCUACAACGCCGGCGUGCUCUCCCACAGCCUGUGGGAUGCCAACGGGCGGCGAAGCCUCUUCCACAGCGGCGAGAAGCCCGGCGAGCUGUCUGAAAUCGGUAAAAAAUGGCUGGCGGGGCUGCUGACCCACUCGGCCGCCCUCAGCUGCCUGAUGUCGCCGGGCCUCGGCUGCAGGAGCCACAUGGCCAAGACCAUCAAAGACCCCAAGCGCCUGCUGUACGCCACCUGCGGCUGCAACGACAACAGCAGCUCCUUCAACAUCAAGAGCCACGGCGGGAGGGAGACGCACGUCGACAACAAGCUCGGCUCCGCCAUGGCCAACCCUUACAUCGUGCUGGCCGCCACGGUGGCCGCCGGACUGGACGGAAUCAGGAGGAACCUGAGCGUGGAGGGCUCCCUGAACAAAGCUCCCGGCCAGCAGAAGGACUUCUCCAUCCCCAUAAAGCUGGACGACGCUCUGGAGGCGCUGGGGGACGACCACGUCAUCCGCAGCGUGCUGGGAGAACCCUUCGUCCAGUAUUUCAUCGCCAUGAAGAAGUUCGAGAUCGAGACCCAGGAGCUGGACGACGAGAGGAACAAGUGUCUGGAGUAUUUCAUCUGACAGAAGCCGCUUCUCUGAGGCCAGAUCAGUUCACAGAGUUUCUCAGAGCUUUGACAAUAAAGAAUAAA
Messenger RNA from Oryzias melastigma (Indian medaka), 2716 nucleotides. RefSeq names its product lengsin, lens protein with glutamine synthetase domain (gene lgsn). The record is from RefSeq and is a predicted model, not a curated record. Gene Ontology annotation, molecular function: glutamine synthetase activity. Lineage: Eukaryota; Metazoa; Chordata; Actinopteri; Beloniformes; Adrianichthyidae. Gene Ontology annotation, biological process: lens morphogenesis in camera-type eye. The transcript has 4 exons. The coding region runs from base 687 to 2648 and encodes 653 amino acids. Gene Ontology annotation, cellular component: cytoplasm; membrane.